UAUAUCAACGUACUAUAAAUAAUAAUCAUCCCCCAUUGUUAAAAGACACGAGCUUUUCUUUCAUUUGUCAAAUAUAUACAUUUAAGAAUCAAAGAUGACUUCAUUGGAGACAGAUAUUAUCAACACGGGCAAAAAGCUGAUCAAAGGAACUGUGGUUUUGAGACCAAAGAACUCUAAUGUUGUUGGUGAUACGGUUACUCCUUCCAUUUUAGACAUUUCUUCUGUAGCUCUCAAGUUGAUUAGUGCUUCCAAAGCUGAUGGAAGUGGUAAAGGAAAAGUUGGAAAGCAAACAUUUUUGGAAGGCCAAAAAUCUCCUUUCAAUAUUGAAUUUGAAUGGAACCGUCAUUCCAUGGGAAAUCCAGGAGCUUUUUAUAUCGAAAAUUUCAUGCAACAUGAAUUCUUUCUUGUAAGCUUGACCCUUGAAGAUGAUCUUCACCAAGAAACCAUCAACUUUGUUUGCAAUUCAUGGAUUUAUAAUACUGAAAAGUACCAAACUGACCGCAUCUUCUUUGCCAACCAGGCAUACCUUCCAAGUGAAACACCGGCUCCAUUAGUGUAUUACAGACAAGAAGAAUUGAACAGUUUAAGAGGAGAUGGAACUGGAGAGCGCAAGGAAUGGGAAAGAAUAUAUGAUUAUGAUGUCUACAAUGAUUUGGGUGCGCCAGAUACAAAUGCUGCCUUGGCUCGUCCAACUCUUGGAGGGUCAAGCACAUUGCCUUACCCUCGAAGGGGAAGAACCGGCAGAAAGCCAACUCUAAAAGAUCCAGCGUCUGAAAGUCGAAGUAAAUUUGUUUACAUUCCAAGAGAUGAAUCACUUAAUCCACUGAAAGCGUCGCACUCUGUUAUUAAAACACUCAAUUUAGUAUCUCAAAAUGACACACCUCGAUUAAGAGCUCUAGUUACAUUCGAAGAAAAUGAACAACCAGAGUUUAACACCUUUGACGACGUGCUCUUGCUUUACAAUGGUGAAGCACCAAAUGAUUUUCCAAUACCAAAAGUGAUUCAAGCAAGUCAUACUGCAUGGAUGAGUGAUGAGGAAUUUACAAGGGAGAUGAUUGCUGGUGUGAAUCCAAACGUCAUUAAAAAACUUUCGGAAUUUCCACCAAAGUGCAAAGUAGAUAGCCAACUCUAUGGUGAUAAUACCACCACAAUAACCAAGGAACACUUGGAACCAUACAUGGAUGGGGUCAAUAUAGAACAGGCUAUCCAAAGCAAUAGACUCUACAUACUUGAUCACCAUGAUGCAAUCUUUCCAUAUUUGAGGAAAAUAAAUGAAACUGGUGCAAAGGCCUAUGCUUCAAGGACCAUUAUCUUUUUGCAAGAUGAUGGAACUUUGAAGCCAUUGGCCAUUGAGCUAAGUAAGCCACAUCCUCAAGGUGAUAGUUUUGGUCCUGUUAGUACUGUUUACUCUCCUGCAAGUGAAGGUGUUGAAGCUUCUAUUUGGCUCCUUGCCAAGGCUUAUGUUCUUGUAAAUGAUGCCAAUUAUCACCAACUUGUUAGUCAUUGGUUGAACACUCAUGCUACUGUUGAACCAUUCAUCAUAGCAACUAAUAGACAUCUUAGUGUGGUUCACCCUAUUCAUAAACUAUUACUUCCACAUUAUCGUAACACGAUGAACAUAAAUGCCAAUGCACGAAAUAUCUUGAUCAACGCAGACGGUAUUGUAGAAUCAACAUUCUUAUUGGGAGGUUAUUCAAUGCAAUUGUCUGCUGAUGCUUACAAGGAUUGGGUUUUCACUGAGCAAGGACUGCCUAAUGAUCUAAUCAAAAGAGGAGUGGCUGUUGAGGAUCCAGCUUCACCACACGGCAUUCGUCUUUUGAUAGAGGAUUAUCCUUAUGCUUCUGAUGGACUAGAGAUAUGGGCUGCUAUUAAGUCAUGGAUUGGCGAAUAUGUGAAUUUCUACUACAACUCGGAUGCAGCAAUUGCACAAGAUUCUGAACUCCAAGCAUUCUGGAAAGAAGUUGUAGAGGUGGGCCAUGGUGACUUGAAGAAUGCUACAUGGUGGUUUAAGAUGCAAACUCGUACGGAGUUGAUUGAAGCUUGUACCAUCCUCAUAUGGAUGGCUUCAGCACUUCACGCAGCUGUUAAUUUUGGACAAUAUCCAUAUGGAGGGUACAUCGUGAGCCGACCAACUAAAACCAGAAGAUUCAUACCCGAGAAAGGAUCCUAUGAGUAUGACGAGCUUGCUAAGGACUACCAAAAGACGUAUUUGAGAACAAUCACUCCAAAGAAUGAUACCCUUCAGAACAUGGCCACUAUGGAGGCAUUGUCAACUCAUGUUUCUGAUGAGCAAUACCUCGGGCAUAGAAUCGAAGGUGAUCUUUGGACUUCUGAUUCAGAGCCGGCAGAGGCCUACAAGAAGUUUGGAAGGAAGUUGAUUGAAAUUGAGGAAAAACUCGUACAAAGAAACAAUGACGAGUCAUUGAGAAACCGUUAUGGACCUGUGAAGAUGCCAUACACAUUGCUCCAUCCAUCUAGUGAACAAGGAAUGACUUUUAGAGGCAUUCCCAAUAGUAUCUCCAUCUAGAAAGUGUUACAGUUGAUGUGUUUUUUGUUGCUUUGAAUAAUAGAUGAGAAGAAAUUCCCUCA
Trifolium pratense (red clover) is the source of this 2589-nucleotide messenger RNA. RefSeq names its product linoleate 9S-lipoxygenase-like. The transcript is spliced from 9 exons. Bases 95 to 2527 code for a protein of 810 amino acids. The record is from RefSeq and is a predicted model, not a curated record. Gene Ontology annotation, molecular function: metal ion binding; oxidoreductase activity, acting on single donors with incorporation of molecular oxygen, incorporation of two atoms of oxygen; protein binding. Gene Ontology annotation, biological process: lipid oxidation. NCBI's taxonomy places the organism in Eukaryota, Viridiplantae, Streptophyta, Magnoliopsida, Fabales, Fabaceae.